This is a messenger RNA of Daktulosphaira vitifoliae (grape phylloxera), 2237 nucleotides long. RefSeq lists its product as uncharacterized. NCBI's taxonomy places the organism in Eukaryota, Metazoa, Arthropoda, Insecta, Hemiptera, Phylloxeridae. The record is from RefSeq and is a predicted model, not a curated record. The transcript has 8 exons. The coding region runs from base 1580 to 2230 and encodes 216 amino acids.
UCUCAUCUAGCUGACAAAGGAAUUGAGUGGCGAUUUAUACCACCCCGUGCACCACAUUUCGGUGGACUUUGGGAGGCUGGGGUCAAAAGUAUGAAAAGUUUGUUAUAUCGCGUUUUGGGAGAAGCUCGGCUCACGUACGAAGAAUUAUUAACUGUAAUAACGAAGGUGGAAGCUGUACUUAACUCGCGACCAAUAACUCCAAUAUCUUCUGAUCCGGUUGAUCUAACCUACCUCACGCCAGGUCAUUUUUUAAUUGGCGAUAUAAUGACUGCCAUACCGGAAAAGGACGAGACGACCACGCCUAUUACUCACUUAAAUAGGUGGAGAAUAGUCUCUCAUUACACCCAAGUACUUUGGAAACGGUGGCACCAAGAGUACUUAUCUCAACUACAGGAAAGAACCAAAUGGUCCAGCACGAAAGGGCCUAAUUACAAAUUGGAACUAUUGUGUUGGUAAAAGAGACAAAUUUACCACCACUCAAAUGGCAAGCUGGGCGUGUAAUGGAAUUAUACUGUGACGAUGACAACGUGGCACGAUCAGCAAAGGUCCGUACUAACGUCGGCGAGUUUUCACGAGCGGUCAGGUUAUUAUGUCCGUUACCUUUUGAAGGCAACAGUUUGUAGCCAGUUUGUAAUUUAUUUAAAUUUCUUAUAAUUCGUAGUUAUUGUAAUAUAUAUGUGUCAUAUCCCGUGUGGGAUUAAUCAUUAAUUUUUCCAUAAUGAAUUUGUUUCUAAUGAUUAUUUGUAUAUUAAAUUUUUUUUUUGUAUUUAUGUAUUAACUUUUACGUUUUUAGUUGUUGCGAAAUUUGUUCCUAGAUUAUAGUUGUUUUUGUUAUCUUUUACUUUGAAACAAAUAUUUCAAGGCGGGCGGUGUGUUUAGGCCUACACAAUAAGUGUAGCUAUUUUUGUCUUAUCUUACCGUUGUUCGGCGGCUACAUAGUUGUCCGGUUUUAAAGUCAGUCUACCUUUGUAAAGCGCACCGCUCGCGUACAUAAAAUAAACGCAUAUCUAUUUUUUUGUCUUUUACGUUUUCAUUUAAUUUAUCGAAGAUCUUUUAGUCGUAAGAGAUCACGCCGAAACAUGUAUUAAAUAGUUAAUAGUUCAAGAGUAAUACAUGAUUAAGGAUAAACAAAAGUAAAAAUAAUCAAAUUGUUUUUUUUAUGUAAAUAAGUUUUGAUAACAAAAUUAUCCUGUUUAAUAGAUUAAUAAUAUUUAGAUUAUAAUAAACUGUAUAAACGUUUACAUGUUAAGUACGAUUAACCUGGGCCCAAAUGUGGAUAAAUUUACCUAUACCUAAUACUACACCACUGUAGUUAAUAUAUUUUUAGAUUAUAUUAAUAUUUCAUUACAUAGAUGAGCUUCAAGAUUUUAAGGUAGAGUCUAUCAAUUCAAGUAAAUAUUUUAAAUGUUUUCUAAGAAAAGUUAAAGAAUCAGAAAAACACGAUGGUGGGAGAAAACAGAAGGUUUUACAAAAAAAAGAAGAUAAGAUUCAAGACUUAACGUCCGAAUUUAUCCAUUCAAGACAAUUUUUUUUAAAAAAUAGUAGCGAACUAGUAAAACGGGAGAAUGGAAAAGAAACUAUGGUUGACAAAAUAACCGACUUAAGGGAGUCAAUAAAAUGUGAAAUUUUAAAUGACCCACAAUUGGAAAUCAUCAUUCGAAAUCAGAUUGAAGAUUUAAUAUGCGAAAUCGUUCAAGAAAUUGUUCAGAAAUAUUUAAUGGAAUCUUCCGAUUACUUGAUAAAAAAUAUUAGUGGUCAAGAAAAACGCAAGACGGUCGAAAUAAAAAUAAACAAAACAUUAACCGAGUUAAAGGACAUACAGCAAAAUAAUGAUUUUAUUCCUUCUGCUCCGCCACUUCCCCAAACUCUACCAACGCUACAAAAAGCAGAAAAUAAUAUUAAAAGCAAAGGUAAGGUUGAUAGACCAGUAGGUCUACCAAUAAAUCUUAUAGAGGAAAUCAAACGUGGCGUGAAAUUGAAGCCGGUAAAUUCAGCGGUUAAAGUAUUAGAAAAACCAAAUAUACAUGACAAAAAUCUUCAAGGAAUGAACCCAUUGGAUAGUACUUAUAUCAUUCCUUCACCACCUCCCCAUACUCUACCAAAGCCAUUAAAACCAGAAAAUAAUAUUAAAAGCAAAGGUAAGGUUGAUAGACCAGUAGGUCUACCAAUAAAUCUUAUAGAGGAAAUCAAACGCGGCGUGAAAUUGAAGGUAAACCUUUUUAACAAUUAAUAAUAGA